Molecule: messenger RNA, 1017 nt
Organism: Plasmodium falciparum 3D7
Lineage: Eukaryota; Apicomplexa; Aconoidasida; Haemosporida; Plasmodiidae
Product: pseudouridine synthase
Biological process (GO): pseudouridine synthesis; rRNA processing; RNA modification
Molecular function (GO): RNA binding; pseudouridylate synthase activity; pseudouridine synthase activity
Source: RefSeq, a predicted model, not a curated record
AUGAUUUGUUCAAAUUUAUCUCUGUUGAGAUAUGUUCAUUUAGUUUAUUACUUUAUAAUAAUAUCAUUUUGCAUUCAUAAUAAUAUUUCUUGUUUUAAUGUGAAUCUUACUAAAACAAAUGAAGAUGCUAAUAUUAUAAGACUUAACAAAUUAAUUUCCAUGAAAAGAAAUAUUUCAAGAAGAAAAUCAGAUGAAUUUAUUAAAGAUGGAAAAGUUAAAAUAAACAAUAAAAUAAUAACAAAUCCAGGUACACAUGUACAUAUAGGAAAAGAUAGUUUACGUAUAUACGACAAAAAAAUUAAAUUAACAAAUAUUAUAAAUAUGAUAAAACAAAAUGAAAACAAAUUACAUAAAUGGAUAGUUUUACAUAAACCAAAAGGAUUAUUAUGUACAUCCAAUGAUGAAAAAAAUAGGAAAUCUAUAUACACACUUUUCCCUGAGGAAAUGUUACAAAAGUAUCGAUUAGUAACAGUAGGGAGACUUGAUAGGAACACCUCGGGAGUACUACUACUCACCAACGAUUAUGCUUGGGUAAACAAAUUAACUCACCCAAAAUAUCAAAGAAUAAGAACCUAUAGAGUACAUAUUGAAGGUCCAGUUAAAAUGAACGCCCUCAAAGAACUAGCCAGAGGUAUCUAUUUAGAAGAAGAUGAAAAAACACAACCAAAAAAAAUAUAUAAUUACAAGGAAUCAAGGGAAAAAUCAAACAUAGAUGACAAAAAGAAAAAAAAAAUGUCAAAAAUGAAAAAAAAAACAAAUCCAGCUUUUAUUGAAAUCCUUAGGGAAGAAAAAAUAAAAAUAAAGGAAGACACCAAAAAAAUUACCGUUCUAAAUAUAAGUAUAAAAGAAGGAAGAAAUAGACAAAUUAGAAAAAUGUUUCAACAAAUUAAUCAACCAGUUAUUAAAAUUAAAAGAACAUCCUUUGAAAAUAUUACACUCAAAAAUAUAUAUUUCCCAAAACAAUAUAGGGAGUUAAAUCAAAAAGAAGUCAAUGAUUUAAAGUUGAGAAAUUUUUAA